Messenger RNA from Suillus paluster, 564 nucleotides. RefSeq lists its product as uncharacterized. The transcript is spliced from 2 exons. The annotation marks the transcript as partial. The record is from RefSeq and is a predicted model, not a curated record. Lineage: Eukaryota; Fungi; Basidiomycota; Agaricomycetes; Boletales; Suillaceae.
AUGAAUGCCCCGCGAGAAAUCCGCAAGCUGCAGCAAUUCUGUACUGUCUCGAAGGGAGCAGGCUAUCGAUGGGCGUGGAGCGAUACGUGUUGUAUCGAUAAGUCGAACAACGCCGAGCUUCAAGAGUCCAUCAUCUCUAUGUUUUCUUGGUAUAAGGAGUCGGCGAUCACUAUCGUUUACCUCGCAGACGUUUCCGACAUUUCGCAGUUGAAGGACAGCCAGUGGUUUAAGAGAGGCUGGACGUUGCAGGAGCUACUCGCACCUCGAUUUAUUCGGUUUUACAAGCAGGAUUGGCAGCCGCUCAUCGAUUCUGAUAACAAUCACAAAGAAGAACUUCUUACCACUCUCCACGACAUCACCCGCAUCGAUAUCGACGUUUUGAAGGCAUUCCAGCCCGGCGUUGACAGUGUCAAGAAGCGGUUGAGUUGGGUGGGUAGCAGGGCAACGAAGAAGAUCGAAGACAUGGCCUAUUGCCUCAUGGGUAUUUUCGGUAUCCAUAUGCCCGUUAUGUACGGGGAGAAACAUAACGCCUUCGUACGGCUUCAGAAGGAGAUCAUGGCAUUA